Messenger RNA from Stylonychia lemnae, 2469 nucleotides. The record is from the annotation of a GenBank genome assembly. NCBI's taxonomy places the organism in Eukaryota, Ciliophora, Spirotrichea, Sporadotrichida, Oxytrichidae.
AUGAGAAGCCUUAUUAUUGCUAGGAAAAUUACAUAAGAUCUCUAUGGAACUUUGGGAUUCUUGAAAUCUUAUGUUGAUAAUCCAACCAUAUUUGACGAAUUUGAUGAAAAUGGAAAACCAUUAAAGCAUAUUAACUCAUCGUAACCCUCAGAACCAGAUGAUGAAUUUAUUUAAGAAAAUCCUGAUGCAAUUUUAGAAGAAUCAAAGUAAACAAAGAAAAAAGAAGAUUCGAAUUCCCAGAAGGAUGAUGAAGAAAAAGGAAAAAAGAAUUACCUUAACUAAGAUAAGAGAAUUAUGAUUAUUUAUUGCACUAGGACUCAUUCCUAGAUUUCAUAGGUCAUUAAGGAAAUCAAGAAUAAACUUUCAUACGAGAUUAAUGUAAUACCAUUAGCCUCUAGAAAGCAUAUGUGCAUUUUUGGUGAAUAAUUUGAGGAGGAAAGUAUUGAUCAAGUUUGUAAACUUGCUAGAGAAAAAAAUUAGAAGUACCAUAAGAAAAGAUUUACCACACUUCUGAAUGCAGAUAAAGUAAACUUUAGAGGGCACCAAAAAGCAUUAAUGAGGAUUAUGGAUGGCAUAAGUAAACGAUAGAAAAAGUCCCAUGUAAAAAAAGUUGAAACAAGGUAGUUGUAUACAUUUGACCUCGACACAGAAAAUCCUGAAGAUGCUGCACUGUAAAAGAAGAGAUAAUUAGAUAUUAGACAACAUGAAGAGAAAUUAAGAUAGUAUGAAGAAUAGAUUUUUGUUUCAAAUGUAGUUGAAUCGAAUACAAUGAGAAAUAAAAAGUAAUAUGCUAAAGAUUUUGAUGAAAUGAGAAGGAAACAUUAGAGUGGAGUAUGCCCUUAUUAUAACGGUGGUGAGAAGCGCAUAUUUGAAACUGAACUCAACAUUAACCCAUUUUUUGAAAAAAUGCAAUAAAAAAUACUUACAUAACCAGUUUAUGAUAUUGAGGAUUUGACUAAGCUUGGAAAAUAGCAUUCUCUAUGUCCCUAUUAUCUGGCAAGAAGUAAAUUAUCAAAUGUUGAUAUAGCCAUCAUUCCUUAUCAUUACAUUCUGACACCUAGUAUUCGGAGAAAACUCCCAUUAAAAAUAGAAAACUCGAUUAUAAUUUUUGAUGAAGCUCAUAAUCUAGAGAGAAUUUGUGAGGAAAUUAUGAGUUUUAAAUUAUCAGUGGAUAAACUUGUUUAAUGUGAGAAAAUUUUAUAAAAACUAGAAACUAUGUAUAGAGAGAAAGACUGUAUGUCUGCUAAUGUUACAAACUAAAAUAAUGAAAAAGCAGGAGAUAAGCUUGAUGAUACUGAAAUUUUGAGAACAUUUGUUGAUUAACUUAGAAAAGUUAUUGAUGUAACUCCUAGCUUAAGAAGGCAUUAAGGAGAAAUGGAAAGAGGAAACAUUAAGUAUUACCUUUAUGACAUUCAGGAGGUUCAUAAUAUUCUUGAAGAAGCAUUAAGGCCAGUAUUUAGAAUUGAUAAAUAAGAAAGGAAAAAGAAGAAGAGACAGAAAAAGUAAAAUGGAGACAAUAACAAUAAUGAGGACGAGCACGGUGACGGUGGCAAUGAUACACCCAAGGGAAUGUCAAGCGGAAGUGAAGAUGAAUAAGAAUAGUGGGAAGGCAUCGGGGGUGCUAACAAUGCCAGUGAUUUAUACUACAACGAUAUUAAGGAUAAGACAUUAACAGAUAAAGAAAGAAAAUAGAGAGCAAGAUGUAUGAUGAUUAAUAAAAGAGUAGAUGAGCUAAUUGAAGUGCUGGAUUAAUGUAUUGCUGAUCUUUAAUCUGACUCAAAAGCAUUAAGCAAACUAAAAAACAGCUUGAAGACAGUGCAACAUCUUAGUAAAAUUACUGAAAGAGAGAGAUAAGACUUUAGACUAUAUAUUGAGCAAGUUAGCUAUAUAGCAAAUAGUAAGUUAAAUAUGAAAUAAUAAUAUUUAGAAAAUGUACCAGGUAGAGCAUUUGAGGCUAGUAAAAAAUUACUUGGAUAUAUAUGUUUGAAUCCAAGCUAUAUUUUUAAGCAAUUAGUUAAAAAGAAUCCUAGGUCAAUAAUUUUAACAAGUGGUACACUCUCACCAAUGGACUCAUUUGCAGAUGAAUUGAGAACGUAAGUAUUAAUAAAAUUAAUAUUCACUAGAACUUUUGGAGUUUAAUUAGAAAAUUAACACGCAAUAGAUAAAUCUCAACUGAUGGUUUCAGUAGUUUAAUGUGAUUUCGAAGCUCACAGUUUGAACUUCGUUUAUGAUAGAAGAAAAGAUUACUAAUAAAUAAAUGGGCUAGGCAGAUUUAUCAAAAAGUUGGAAGUGAAUAUUCCUGGUGGAAUUCUAUUAUUUUUUCCCUCAUAUGAAUUGAUGUCCCACAUUUUGGAUAUUUGGGAUCAAUCAUAAAUAAUAUUUAACAGGGAAAUCUUUAAAGAAGCAAAAAAUAGCAAAGAAUUCAGGGAGAUAUUUGAUAAGUAUUUGAAAAGAAUCCAAAGAGGCUGA